AUGAAAACAAUGACAGCAACGUCGUUUGAUGUCUCCGCCGCUUGCUUCCAUUCACGCCCUCUAAAUCUACGCCAUAACACUACCAUGACUAGUUUUUCGUUUGUAAAAUCCUCCAAGUUUAACAAGGGACAAAGAAGCGUUCUUGCUCAACCCAAGUUUUUGAACUUCCGCAUGAUGUGUAAUUUAAAGGGGAAUUUGGAGGAGGUUGUUGGAGUACCAACUUCAGUGCCGGUGCGUGUAGCUCACGAUCUUUUUCUAGCUGGUCAUAAGUAUCUUGAUGUAAGGACCACCGAAGAGUUUAAUGCUGGACAUGCACCUGGGGCAAUUAACAUACCUUAUUUGUAUAGAGUUGGAUCAGGGAUGACAAAGAAUAGCAAUUUUGUUAAAGAAGUCUCUUCACAUUUUAGAAAAGAAGACGAAAUUAUUGUUGGGUGUCAACUUGGUAAAAGGUCUAUGAUGGCUGCGACUGAUUUGUUAGCUUCUGGGUUUACUGGAGUCACAGACAUAGCUGGUGGUUAUGCUGCUUGGACCCAAAAUGGACUUCCAACCGAAAGAUGA
This is a messenger RNA of Lathyrus sativus (Indian pea), 558 nucleotides long. The record is from the annotation of a GenBank genome assembly. Lineage: Eukaryota; Viridiplantae; Streptophyta; Magnoliopsida; Fabales; Fabaceae.